Messenger RNA from Pungitius pungitius (ninespine stickleback), 1993 nucleotides. RefSeq lists its product as uncharacterized. The coding region runs from base 306 to 986 and encodes 226 amino acids. The transcript has 2 exons. NCBI's taxonomy places the organism in Eukaryota, Metazoa, Chordata, Actinopteri, Perciformes, Gasterosteidae. The record is from RefSeq and is a predicted model, not a curated record.
CGCCAGCGUGCGUUUCUGCCUGUCUGCUGUUCAGUGGCUCUGUGUGUGAAUGUGCGCCUCGCUCUGAUCCCCAGCGCCUGCUUCUCGCCCGGCAGCUCGCCCGGCACCGCACCAAGAGGACGCAGCCGGUCUCCAUCCUGGAGGUAAAGGCCCCGCUGGCUGAUGGAGGAGGCGGGGAGGCGCCGCCUUCCCUCGCCCCCGCCGCUCCGCCUUCCCUCGCCCCCGCCGCUCCGCCUCUGACUCUCCAGGCGGAGAGCCCCGGACCCUGGCAGAGCGAGAGCCUGCUGGCGGAGUCCUGGUCCACGAUGGGCGACGCCGACCCCGACGACACCAAGAGCCUGGACAGCAGCGACGGGGCGCCUCCCGGCGGGGGGGAGGGCCGCGGCCGCAACUCCGACAUGGUCCACCUGGAGCGGGAGGAGGCCGAGAUGCUCGAGGAGGCCGAGAGGGCGAGGAGGACGGAGGAGGAGGAGGAGGAGGAGGAAGACGACGAGGAGCUGCGGACCAGCGCGUUGAGUGUGUUGGGUGGGGAGGGUGAGCUGGUGGAGCUCAGUGAGGAGGAGGAGGAGGAGGAGCAGGACCGCCGCGCCGCAGGAACUGAGGAGCCGCGCGCGGGGAAGAGGUCGGCGGAGUUCAUGCAGGUGGUCCCCCCGAUGGCGCUGCCUCCUCUGCCCGUCGUCAAGCUCGACCCCCCCUCCACCACGUCCACCCCGGUGCCCUCGGCCGAGGAGCCGCACGCCGCCCGGGGGCUCCAGCCCCCGUCCAUCCUGGCGCAGGCGGACCCCCCCCCGGGAUCCCCACAGGCUCCCCUCUCGGACGCGGCUGAGAGACAUUCGGUCCGGACCCCGGAGCCACCGCCGCGGCCCCCCAAGACCCCCAAGACCCCCAGCCACCUGAGCUCCACCGAGCUGCUGUGUGGAGGCGCUGCUUUGGUGGCCGUGGUGGGGGUGGUGGCGUACGGCGCUGUGGCCUACUGCCGAAAGUAGUCUCCUUCAACACCCCCCCCCACCCCCCCACCCCCCCACCAUCCCGCUAUCAACACCGGUUUUCAAAUCGAUUCCAAAUGAAAAUAUUCCACUUAACUUCUCUGACUUUGUGCUACCUCAGCUCACGGCCUUUGUUCUCGAUAAGUCUCCGAUCUCUGAGAUGUGAACCUGGAAUGUAAAAUCAUGCGAAAGCAGAAGUUUAAAAAGAACCCUGAAAUUGGAAAUGUUUUUUUUGCCGAUGCUUCCUUUUGUGUGAUUGUUGUUCUUUUAUUGAUUAAAACCGGAACGCAACAUGAGGCAUGAAAUCAUCAGGCGCCGACUCCUCUUCGUCAUAUCAGAAAGAAGCCUGUUUAGCCUUUAGAUACUUUUACAUUGAAUCUGUGUCGCUAACAGGAAGUAGACCACAGGAGGUGUAGUUGUCUAUUUGAUGGGUUUCUUUUAAUGCUCCGUCCUGCCGUCUGCUGGUCACUCCGAGUCACUUAUCUAACAACAAUGCCCAAUUGAAGGGACGCCAGGACCAACAAGUGUUCAAUUAAGCCACUUUGAUCCCUUGCUCUUUUUAAAAAAAAUCAUGCAAUUUUUAGCAUGAUUUUUUUUUUUUUACUUACAUUUCUGAAAUAAACAAAAAAAUGAUGAUGAUGAAAUGAUUUAAACCAAAACCAAAAUGCUAAUCCUCAAAUGAUGAAGCAGUACGAUGAGGCUUUGCAGGUUUUUCGCCUGAGGACAAUAAACACAACCUCACAGAUAAGGAUUAAUCACUCUGCGGUCACAGCAGCAUUGAGCGCGACAGACUAAAUGUAUGCCAAUGGGUUUGACACUUCUUGAUUUUUAUCCAGUGCCAGUAAAUAAAGAAGAACAAUGGGGCUGACUGUGCUGUGGUUAGCCUGCCGUUUCCCACAUCGCUGCCCAAAUGCACGCAGCCAUUGAAUUGAGAAGAGGAAGGAAAGUGCUUCUUUGUUUGGACAGAUAAAGGUGCCUUGUCUCUGCUCUGACAAACAAAAAAACAC